AUGAAGGUCACCGCCAUCCUCUGCACCCUCGUUGCUGCUGCCGUCGUCGGUGCCUCGACAAUCCCGGAGAUCCCGGAGAUCCAGGCCCGCGACACCUGCGGUGCCGGCUACGGCGGCGACCAGAGGCGCACCAACAGCCCUUGCCAGGCCUCCAACGGAGACCGCCACUUCUGCGGCUGCGACAGGACCGGCGUGGUCGAGUGCCGCAACGGCAAGUGGACCGAGAUCCGCGACUGCCGCUCCGCGACCUGCCACGGCACCAACGAUGGCGGCGCCGUCUGCUAG
Molecule: messenger RNA, 285 nt
Organism: Thermothelomyces thermophilus ATCC 42464
Lineage: Eukaryota; Fungi; Ascomycota; Sordariomycetes; Sordariales; Chaetomiaceae
Exons: 2
Coding region: 1-285 (94 amino acids)
Source: RefSeq, a predicted model, not a curated record